This is a messenger RNA of Drosophila persimilis, 4420 nucleotides long. RefSeq names its product Fanconi anemia group M protein (gene Fancm). Gene Ontology annotation, biological process: double-strand break repair via synthesis-dependent strand annealing; interstrand cross-link repair; replication fork reversal. Gene Ontology annotation, molecular function: four-way junction helicase activity; 3'-5' DNA helicase activity; four-way junction DNA binding. NCBI's taxonomy places the organism in Eukaryota, Metazoa, Arthropoda, Insecta, Diptera, Drosophilidae. The record is from RefSeq and is a predicted model, not a curated record. The transcript has 6 exons. Bases 20 to 4207 code for a protein of 1395 amino acids.
AAAAAUUAAUUACGAUGUCAUGGAUGUAGAUUGGAACGAUGAUGACGACUUGGUGGCUGCCCUGGAGAACCAUGAACUGCUGGAGAGCAACGAUCAAUCUGGAUCGAAGACCGACGAACCUGCAGUCCAUGCAGAGGAUGAGUGCCACGGCUUCGACAUGGCCACCGGCCACAAUUGGAUCUAUCCGAACAAUCUUCCCCUGCGAUCGUAUCAGCAAAACAUCGUCCAGUCGGCACUCUAUAAAAACACUUUGGUGGUUCUGCCGACGGGUCUGGGGAAGACGUUCAUCGCAGCCGUGGUUAUGUACAACUUCUAUCGAUGGUAUCCUCAGGGAAAGAUCAUCUUCAUGGCCCCAACGCGGCCACUCGUCGCGCAGCAGAUUGCCGCCUGUCAGAAGAUCAUGCCCUUCCCGGGUUCCGACACCGUGCAGCUGACGGGACAACUGGCGCGUCCGAAGCGUGCUCAACUGUGGGCCAGCAAGCGUGUUUUCUUCGCCACACCACAGGUGGUUCACUCCGAUAUGCUGGAGACGGACGACGGAGCUUAUUUUCCAUUUGGCGCCAUCAAACUCCUGGUGGUGGAUGAGGCGCAUCGGGCCAAGGGCCGCUACGCCUUCACCCAAGUGGCCGAUUGCAUGAUGGCCCACAAUCCGAACUUCCGCAUGCUAGCCUUGUCCGCUACGCCAGGACGAACGAUGGAGGACGUGGCCACUGUCUGCCAGAACCUGUACAUUGCCAACCUUCAAGUUCGCUGGGACAACUCAAUUGAUGUCCAACCCUACAUACACAGGCGCAUUAUACGAACGAUUGUGGUGCCCCUCAAGGAUAGGAUAAAGGAGACGCGCGAGCGUUUGCUUCAGAUUAUCGAACCGUAUCUGCGACAGCUCAUUGCUGCGGACGUUCUGAAGGGGACCAAGGGCAACAUCAGCAAGAACAAUUUGCUCUACGAUCAGAAAACGUUCAACGAACGCUCGGCCAAGGGGCAGCGACAUCCAGAGCACAACAUCAUUGCUGGAAACUUUUCCGUGUGCAUUAGUCUAUAUCACUCCCUGGAGCUGAUGGAGCGGCACGGACUGCGUGUGUUCGUGAAUAACUUCGAUGCGGAUGAGGAGGGACGUGAAAAGUUUGUCCUGGCCCGAGACGGAGACCUAAGAAAUUUGGUGGAUCAGGUGCGUCUGAAUUUGGGUGCUAAUCCCCUAGAUUUCACCACGCAUACUAUGACGAACGGUGAAGUGCCUGCGAUGCCUGCUGAUCUGGACUUUGGCCAUGCCAAGUAUGAAAAACUGCGCCUGGUGCUGCUCGAGCACUUUGCGUCGAAUGCCGAGUCCCGUGCCAUUGUAUUCUGCGAGUACCGUGAGUCUGUGAUGCUGAUUCAUCGACUACUCCUCCAGCACAGACCGCUGCUGCGUGCCCGGUGCUUUGUUGGACAAGGAAGCACCGCGGGAGCUAGCUAUGCCCUGACGCAGAAGCAGCAAAUCCAGAUCAUGGCUGAUUUUCGAAGCGGCACCAGCAACGUCCUCGUGGCCACCUCCAUUGGCGAGGAGGGCAUUGAUGUGGGCGAAGUGGAAAUGAUUGUAUGCUUCGACAUUUGCAGUUCGAAUCCCACGCGUUUCGUGCAACGCAUAGGCCGAACCGGAAGGAAGAAGAACGGUGAGGUUGUGAUGCUCGUCACCGAGGGACGAGAGCACCAAGUGCUCAAGGAUGUGCUGGCUAACAAGGAUCAGACAAACAAGAAACUGCUCAACUCAUCCGUGGUGCGAAUGUCGCUAUAUGCGAACAAUCCCCGAAUGGUGCCAUCUCAGUUUCAACCGAAGUGCGAAGAGAAGCACAUGGAAGCAGCUGCCAUUGAGGAUAAGCCGAAACUGAAACCCUCCGCAAAGGCAAAGGAACCGAAAAAACGAAAAGAGACGAAUGUAACCCUCCACAAGUUCUACAAGCAAAGUAGCCAUCCUUCGGAGAGUCAGGGAAUACUGCAGGGACUCCAACCUUAUCAGAUGAGUGAAGCUUCCCAGCAGAUGAUCCAGGACCAAGCGACUCGGAACAGUGUAAACGUUAAGAACUUCCUCCUGGACACCCAGGCAACCAAGUUGAGCAACAGUCAGGAGGAGAUUCAACGCCUGCGAAAGCUAACACGUAUAUUGCAAUCGAACAAGCCGAUUAUCACGGCCUCCCAAGACCUAAUCAGCCAUCUGCAAGACAAGGAACUGCCCCGGCAGCUUAAGCUCCAUCUGCUGCGCAGUAAUCCCAUUUUCGUACAGGAAACCCAUUCAAAGAUGGUACUUCAAAACCAGAUGAACAUUCCCGAGGAACGUUUGAAUAGCAGGCAGCAACGAACCAGAAAUAACUACAAGCUGCUUUUGGAAAUAUGCGAUGGGCCCGAGAAACUAGAGGAACUUUUAGAGUCGGAGCCAUCUCUGGCAGAGAUUACCCUCAAAGAUCUGGAGAGUCCACUGGAUGAGGAGACAGAAAAAGCAUUUAGAGCCACCUGUGAUAGGAUCUUCGAAGGUCUAGAUGAGCAAGGCCUGAAUUCAGACAAUUUCGAGCUGAAGCAGCAGCUCCUGGAUAAGCUGGAGUUGCGAAAUCUGGAGGCGACAGUUCACGAGCAACUUGGUGGCGAGGAAGUCACCUGGUCGGAUGAUGAAUGGGAGCAAAAGGUUGAAACAGAAUGCAAUUCCAUGUAUCAAAGCCAAUGGCUGGACUUUGCCGCCACAGAAGCGGUGCCGCAUAGAUCAACGCCACUUAGAGUAAAGCCGGAGAGCCGACUAAAGUCCGAAGUACUCCAGGAGGAAGACGAGUGCGAUUCACGGGUGGAGGCAAGCGAUCUGGGGGAUAACUUGGAUCGAUUAAAUUGCUUGAUGAGUGAAACGGCCCCAGGUCUGAAGACUGAAAAAACAGAAGCGGAAGCAUUUGCAGAACCCACUCAAAGUCCACUGCCAGAUCUGGAAUCGGAGGCAAACGUAAGACCAGACCCACAUGUGAUCCCAUUAUUAAACGUGACGCCCGCUAUAAAAGCAGUUGCUACUGUGGAUGCAACUCCAGAUGACUUGGGAAUCGAUUUGAAUGAUUUCCUGGAACCAAUGGCUGAGGAGGUGGUGCUGAUGAGCCAGCAGAAGCGGGACACGCUCUUGCCAAGUGAUGCUAUGAAAGAGAACAUACCUGAUUUGUUCCAAUCCUGCUCUACUCCACGUAAUAUUUCACCAGACAUCUUUAAUUGCGACUCUGUGUCACCAUGCAAACCACAGGCCAAAAGUCUAGCCGCCAAAUUAGCGGCCAAAACCACCUCAACUGCACAAAUUGUUCCCACUCCCCCCUCAAAAGCUCUGCAUCUUCCGGAUAACCUCCAGUCGCCAGAACAUCGAAAGCGGACUACUCCGUGUGUCCCAGAUAAGUCACCCAGCAUUUUCGAUCUGUACCUGAAUCGUAUGCGUGGGUGCGGGCGUAUGGCCAAAGCGGCGGAGUCCUUGCAUCGGCUGACUUCAAUGAAUGCGUCUACAUCAAAAACUCGUACAGUGGUCAUUGAAGAGGAUUCGCCUAUCAUACGGAGACCAUCGAAGCGGAAGAUCAUUAUCAGUUCCGAUGAAGAAGAACAACAGAAAUCAAUCCAGCCGGUGCCGGUCACCCAGGUUGAUUGCGAUUCCGAUGAGGGCGAACAAAUUCCUGCCACUCAAAUGCCGGAAACACCAACUCCCCCGACCAGGCCACGCCAGAAACGCCGUAGAUUUAACUCCUUCAUUGUCGAUGAAGCAGAGAAAAGCGGAUCUGAUCACGAAGAGGAGGCAGAGCACACCAUUGGCGCGUAUCUAAAGGAUUCUGUGAUAGUUUCUAGCGAUGAUGAGGACCACAAUGACACCACUGAUCAUGCCAUGUACCUGCAGGGUAUCAGGAGUCCCGUUCAACGUCCUGGUGCCUUUAAGAUUCCCGCUCGCCGUGUAUAUCACGAUGAGUCGCUCAUCUUCUCACAGGCUGUCGAGGCAGAAGCUUCCCAGUAUAUGCCCUCUUCCUUUGUUGUUGCCGACGAGAGUUUUGCACACGAGAAGCAUGAUGUUUCCGAGUGCCCGCUGGAGCGGGCCGAACGUAUUCUAAAAGAACGACGUAGACAGCGUCGACUUGGAGUGGAACUGCCAGCAGCUCCUUCCAACAAGCGUCGUCGUGUGCACACAAUAGCCAGUUCCAGCGAUGAUGAUGACGAUGUAAUCUUUUUAAAUUAAAGAUCAGUCCAGUCCAAUCAGAUCACAACACGAUAUUCGGGCCAUACAUGUGUUCACGUUCAAAGUAAUUGUAAGUUUAGCAAAUAGUUGUAAAUCAAAGACAAGAUUAGGGUUAAGACUUUCCAGAAAAUUUGAUCGUUUUUACUUUGUAUAUGUGUUUCAAAUUGUUUCAAAUUAUUAUGUAAAUUAUAUUAUCGUCUUUCAAUCGUGUCA